Messenger RNA from Anas platyrhynchos (mallard), 7022 nucleotides. It is a transcript of the gene RAPGEF1, whose product is annotated as Rap guanine nucleotide exchange factor 1. NCBI's taxonomy places the organism in Eukaryota, Metazoa, Chordata, Aves, Anseriformes, Anatidae. Gene Ontology annotation, cellular component: plasma membrane. The record is from RefSeq and is a predicted model, not a curated record. Gene Ontology annotation, molecular function: guanyl-nucleotide exchange factor activity. Gene Ontology annotation, biological process: Ras protein signal transduction.
GGGGGUGGGGGGGGGGUAAGGCAGGCUGGGCGGUGCGGGCGGGCAGCGCUGCCCUGCUCCGCCGCCGCAGCAGCAGCGCCUCUCUCCCGGAUCGCAGCCGGCAGCAAGCAGCAGGAGGAGAAGGAGGAGAAGGAGGAGGAGGAGGUGGCUCCUCCUGCACGGCCGGGCCUGAGCGCCGGAGCCCGGCUGCGACAUGUCCGGCAAGCUGGAGAAAGCAGUAAAUAACCCUGUGAGAAUAGUAAAUAUAACUCCACACCAGCGAAGCAGCGUGAAGAGUUCAAACACGGGAAGAUGACUCUGUAGACACACACAAAUGCAGCGCGGUUCCAUAAACAAUAGAACAGAAAGGCCAAAAAUACCAUACAAAAAUCAUACGCUGCGCAACCUAGAGACCCGACCUUGCAACACACUGAACUCCCAUUGAAGAACUCAAGACAUCAUGCAGGAUCCGUCCCCAGAUUCUGAGCGUUCCCAUCUCUCCUCGUUCACUAUGAAGUUGAAGGGCAAGUUUCAUUCACCAAAGAUAAAGAGGACCCCUUCAAAGAAAGGAAAGCAAGCUGACCUGACAGUGAAAACACCAGAGAAGUCAGCGAACAAAAACGUAUCAUGGCUAGAGGAAAAGGAGAAGGAGGUUGUCAGUGCAUUGCGCUACUUUAAGACUAUUGUGGACAAAAUGGCAAUUGAUAAGAAAGUUUUAGAGAUGCUGCCAGGUUCAGCAAGCAAAGUGCUGGAAGCCAUCCUACCCUUGGUGCAGACUGAUCCACGCAUCCAACAAAGUUCUGCCAUCUCGUCCUGCUACAGCCGUGUGUACCAGAGUCUGGCCAAUCUCAUUCGCUGGUCUGAUCAAGUGAUGCUGGAGGGUGUGAAUUCGGAAGACAAGGAGAUGGUGACUACAGUUAAGGAUGUCAUAAAAGCUGUUCUGGAUGGAGUUAAGGAGCUGGUCAGACUCACGAUUGAAAAGCAGGAGCAUCCCUCUCCCACCAGCCCAGUUAAACCCAGUUUACCAGCAUGUAAAUCUGACAGCCCAUCAGAACUUCCCCUUACAGACCGAGAAAUGGAGAUCCUAAACAAAACAACCAAUAUGACUCAGUCAAAUGAGCUACUGACUGACUCCAUGGAUGAAGAGGUUGCACCUCCUAAACCCCCUCUGCCUUGCAUUCGUGUGGCAGAAAACAGCCCUCCUCCAGCCUUGCCCCCUAAAAAGCGGCAAUCAGCACCUUCCCCAACCAGAGUGGCAGUUGUGGCCCCCAUGAGUCGAGCCACCAGUGGGUCCAGUUUACCCGUUGGAAUCAACAGACAGGAUUUUGAUGUUGACUGCUAUGCCCAGAGAAGGUUGUCAGGUGGCAGCCACUCCUAUGGGGGGGAAUCUCCUCGCCUCUCACCGUGCAGCAGCAUCGGCAAACUCAGCAAGUCAGACGAGCAGCUCUCCUCUCUGGACCGUGACAGCGGUCAGUGCUCUCGCAACACAAGCUGUGAAACGUUAGAUCAAUCCGAUCACUAUGACCCGGACUAUGAAUUCCUGCAGCAGGACCUCUCGAAUGCUGAUCAGAUACCUCAGCAGGUGCCAGGUAUCCUCAGCCCCUUGCCAGAGUCCCUGGGCGAGUCUGGCUCCCCUUUCCAUGGACAUACUUUCCAGCUCCCACAGGGCAGCUCUCCUCCGCUGGAAUUUUACAGCCUCUCGGGAGCUGCGCAGCCAACAGAGACUCCUCCAGCUUUACCAGAAAAGAAGAGGAGGAGCGCAGCCUCUCAGACUUCAGAUAACUCAGGCUGCAGGAUCUCGUAUGAAAGACACCCUUCACAAUAUGAUAACAUCUCAGAGGACGACAUGCAGAACGCAGGGUCUGUCGCAUCAAUACCCUUCACACCACUUGCUGCUGUUUUGCCCUUCCAGCAAGGAAACUCUUCAGCACCGGUCGAAUUAAUGGCUGACUUUUCUAACAGUGACCCAGAGAAGCCACCACCUCUGCCGGAGAAGAAAAACAAACACAUGCUGGCCUACAUGCAGUUCGUGGAAGACUACUCGGAGCCGCAGCCAUCCAUGUUCUACCAGACCCCGCAGAACGAGCACAUCUACCAGCAGAAGAACAAGCACCUCAGGGAAGUCUAUGGCAUCAACGACUCCUUCAUCAGCUUAGAACCCUCUCAAGACCUGGCACCUCCACCCGCUCUCCCCCCGAAGCAGCGGCAGCUGCAGGCCUCCUAUGCUGCCUCUUCUUUCCCUUCUGUCUCCUACUGUGUCCAGCAAACUAAAGUGCCCUUCACCCCCGAGGACACCGGUGCCACUCAGGGCCUCACUAUGUCAGUCUCUAACUCCUUUCUCAACCGGCACAGCUCCUUUCCUGUGCACUCGUACAAGUCCGUGUUUAGGUCCUACUCCCAGGACUUUGUGCCUCACAACCAAGUCUCCAUCCCUCCUUUCCUGUCUUCUACCUCCUCGUCCUGCUCCACCCCGCCUUUCCCCCCCGUCCACCCGUCUCAGAGCUCUGACCUAGCGGUGCCAGCCACGGCCAGCCAGUCUCCCAGCGCUGGGGAUGUGCCAAACUCCUCUUCGCAGGAGAGCAGCUUUAACGGGAAUGCUCCUGUCUGCCUUCCUUCUGAAACCUCUUUCACUGAUUCUCUCCAGACGGCUUCGAGCGAAAACGCCAGCGAGGAGGCUGGUGAGGGUGAAUACGUCAAUCUGUAUUCCUCUGGCCAGAGCAACGGGGAGGUCCCUCACCCUGCAGGAGAAUCUCCCUCCGUCAAAGAAGGCCACUCCAAAGACUCUGGUUCAAACAGCAGUGCCAUGGGGAAGGAAGGCAAAGAUGGUGCUGAAAGGCAGCAGCAGUCACCGGAUGCUUUGGAAUCGUCACAGUUGGAGGAAGAAGUAGAUGAGCUCUCCCUUAUUGACCACAGUGAAAUUAUGGCUAGGUUAACGCUGAAGCAAGAGGGAGAUGACGGCCCAGACGUCCGUGGUGGAUCUGGAGAUAUUUUGUUAGUGCACGCGACAGAGACCGACAGGAAAGAUCUGGUGCUGUACUGUGAAGCCUUUCUGACUACGUACAGGACAUUCAUUACCCCUGAAGAGCUCAUCAAGAAGCUGCAGUACAGAUAUGAGAAGUUCUGCCACUUCCCAGACACGUUCAAGAAGCGAGUCAGUAAGAACACCUUCUUCGUGCUGGUGAGAGUGGUGGAUGAGCUGUGCUUGGUGGAGCUGACAGAGGAAAUUCUCAAGCUGCUGAUGGACCUGGUGUUCCGGCUGGUCUGCAACGGGGAGCUGAGCCUUGCCAGAGUGUUACGCAAAAAUAUCCUCGAUAAAGUAGAUCAGAAGAAAAUGCUAAGGUUUGCCAAUUCCACCAAACCUCUUGCAGCCCGUGGGGUAGCAGCCAGGCCGGGGACCCUGCAUGAUUUCCACAGUCACGAGAUAGCUGAGCAGCUGACCCUGCUAGACGCUGAACUCUUCUAUAAAAUCGAGAUACCAGAAGUUUUGCUUUGGGCGAAAGAGCAAAAUGAAGAGAAGAGCCCCAACCUGACACAGUUCACAGAGCACUUUAAUAACAUGUCCUACUGGGUCCGUUCAAUAAUAAUGUUACAAGAGAAAGCCCAAGACCGAGAGAGGCUGCUCCUUAAAUUUAUAAAGAUUAUGAAGCACUUACGAAAGCUGAAUAAUUUUAAUUCCUAUCUGGCAAUUCUGUCUGCACUGGAUUCUGCACCCAUCCGAAGGCUGGAGUGGCAGAAACAAACCUCAGAGGGCCUGGCUGAGUACUGUACGCUGAUCGACAGCUCCUCGUCCUUCCGAGCCUACCGAGCAGCUCUGGCUGAUGUGGAGCCUCCCUGCAUACCUUACCUAGGCCUGAUUCUGCAGGACCUGACCUUUGUUCAUCUGGGAAACCCAGAUUACAUUGACAGCAAAGUCAACUUCUCUAAGCGCUGGCAGCAGUUUAACAUCCUGGACAGCAUGAGGUGCUUCCAGCAAGUACAUUACGACAUCAAAAGGAACGACGACAUCGUGUCCUUCUUCAACGACUUCAGCGACCACCUGGCGGAAGAGGCCCUGUGGGAACUGUCCCUCAAAAUCAAACCUCGGAACAUCACGAGGCGGAAAACGGACCGGGAGGAGAAAACCUAGGAGGAGGGGGAGCUGUGCGAGCGAGGAGAAUUGCUCGGCAGAUGCGCAGAGGGCAGCUAUGAGACUGGAGUUCAGUAUUUGUACCUGUUACUGGGUGACGCACCCUCCCUCCCGGCUGGCAGCGAUCGCUGGGCGUGCGAGCGUCGGGCCGCUGAGGGCAGAGAUCAGCCAGCGCUCGCUGCACUCGCCUUCCUCCUCCUCCCGUCCCUCUGUGCCAUCAAGCAGCUUUAACCCCGAGGAGAGAGCUCCGUGGAAGGAGGGUCCCAGGCAAAGCGUGUUACAGGUGGUGUUGGGAGAGAGCCGGGCUUUUGGUUUCGUCCGUGGAGGAAUCGGCGAGAGCUCGGCGCCCACGGGCCGGUCGCGGCAGCGCAAGCAGCUGUGGCAGGAGAGGUUUUUGAGUCUCGCCCACGCCGCCACCUCGCAACGUGUUUGUCCCUAGGAGCCGAGGAUGGAAGAGCCUCCGCUGUCUGCCAGGGGAGCUCUGCUUUCGGAGAGCUUGCUUUUGUUUACAGGGGUCUUCGGUUUACCCCAGAUCUCUCUCGCCUCCUUUCUGGGAGGAAGGCACCGGUUGUAGAUACAGAAGAGGCACUGAAAACGUGGGCAGGGACCCGCCGUCUCCAGUCAUCGUACCCCCCCCUCCUCCUCUUAGAUCUCGUUAUUUAAACGGUCAUCCCUCCGAACCCUGAACCAGAGACUUCCCGAGGUACUGCGGUCCCCCCGUCCGUGGACCCGUAUCAGUUAGUGAUGGUACUAGCUUUUGCACAGUAAGUUCUGUAGUAUACGACUGUAAAUAUUAGUGUGUAGAAUCCAGUGAGGAAUUUUUUUUUUUUUGAUGCAUGUCCGAAAAACCCGUGGGUUUAUAGGAAAAGGCAAGAAAAAGUGCAAAACAUUAUGUAUAAAACUCCCACCCCCAUGACAUCGGCGUUCAAGUACUGGAAGGAAGGAGGCUCGGGGCCGGCUGAUGGGGCUGGAGGAGUUGGGGUCCCCUCUGGGGUGGUGACAGCCAGCAGGGACGGAGCCCAGCCCGCUGGCCCCACCGCCUCGCUCCUCUCCUUUCCUCUCCUGUCGUUGCCAAUUUUUUUCUUGGGGCUUUCCCCUCCCGGAUAGCCCCGGUGCUGAGCUCCCUGCCCCAUGCUCUGGAAACAGCCCCAGCCAGGCCCUGUCCCCAGCCCUGCCCGGCACAGGAGAGGGGUGAGCACUGCCCGCCCAGCGUGACCCGUCUGUCUGUCUGUCCGUCUGUCCGGUGUGCCUUAUUCAGCCCCUCCCUGUCCCCUCCUGUCCCCUCCGUCCCCUCUCCCAGGGUGUCCUUGCCAGUGCAGCCCCAGCUGGGCCCUUUCCCCUCCCUCCUUUCUGUCCUCAUUCAGUUGUUUACAGGGUGGGUCGUGGUUUUGAGCAUAUGCUGUAGAUUUUAUCAGCCUUGCAAGGCCUUUUUCAGACCCAUGGCACAUGGUCACAGGUUUUUAAGCCUUCGUCCCACAAAAUCCUGCAGUUUUAGAGCAGUGGCUCGUACAGGAUGUUUUGCAGAGCAUCCUUGAUUUGUUUCUCAAUAGCAGGUCAAUGUUUGCUAAGCCUCUGUUUAUUCUGGGUGAAUCAGAGGUGCGAGCACUUCCUCCUACAGAUUGCAAAGCCUUUGCGGCUCCCUGGACGUGUUGGCUCCAGCUGCCAGCCUGCAGCAGGGCGCGCCGGUGGCGUUACCCCAUCCUCAGGACUGUGUCCAGCUCGAUCACGUCCCAGAAGCUGCAGGCAGCGGGCUCCCAGCACCUCGCCCCACGCUGCCCAAGCUGCUGCAGUGGCCUCCAAGACGCCCAUGGUGGGAUCCAAACCGAGACACCUGCAUCGACAGCGGCAGCCCCGUGAGAGCAAGACACGGCGCGGUGAAGCACCACGUCCAGUUCGUGCGUCCGCAUCGGCUUUGCAGUCUGGUUUUGAGAGCAAAGCAAAAUUCUCGAGCGUUUCCCCCGCCCUCCCCUUCGUGCCCUCGCAGUCCCCAGAGCAGGAGGAGCAGGGCUCUCGCUGUGCCAAACACGACACCUGAGUCAGAACACUUCAAAAGCUUUUUAUUUUGUUUUAUGGCACUACCAGCCCUGGAGCUGCACGCCACGUCUGGUCAAGGCUUUGCAACCCCUGAAGGCUUCGCAGCCUUGGAAGCAGGAAGUAGUACUUUGGUUUUGCUUUGUAAAUAAGAUUUUAAAAAAAAACAACCUGACGAGACUGUGAAAAGGCAAAAUCCGAUCUCUGGCUGGCACAGGGCUCUGCUGGCUCUGAACACGUCACUACCACCGCUGUGUGCUGUAGCAUAGGCUGUUCCUAGGAGUAUUGUGUGUGGUGAUAGCACUAAAACACACCCCAUCAGGUUCAGUUCCCCGCGUGCCGAGGCGCAGCGUGGCGUGGGCUCGAUGCCCCUGCUGCCGAGGGAGCUGCUCCCCUUCCCCUGGCCGUGUGUGAGCUGCUUUCAGUUCUCCCCCUGCGUGCGGAGCCCAGAGCCCCCCGCUCCCAGCCAGCCCCCGGCAGCAGGGGCUCGGCUCACGGCGUGGGGCCGGGAGGCACGAGACGGGCACGGCCGCAGCUGCUUGGCCAGCGAAAAGUGCCGAGCGUGGCCACGGCUGGUGCAGCUGCGAGCCCCUCGCCUCCCUCGGGGGGCAGCGGGGGUCUCGGGCUCCUCGCUGGGCAGGGAGGGGGAGAAGCGGUGCCCAGUGCCCCUGCGCUGCCCCCAGCCUCUCCCCCCACCCCCAGCUGUUGGGCUGUAUUAUAGAUUUCCCACUAACCCGGUCCUGAUGGUGGCAUCUUCCCGCAGACAUUUCAAACCUGUAACUUUUAUAUUAAAGACAAAUAAACACCAGUAACGAACCCGCCUAACGAUCCUGUUUACAGUGCAUGCAGCAGUCUGUGGAUUAAAGUGACAAUCAAAUCCGCUUCU